Molecule: messenger RNA, 7545 nt
Organism: Athene cunicularia (burrowing owl)
Lineage: Eukaryota; Metazoa; Chordata; Aves; Strigiformes; Strigidae
Gene: FASTKD1
Product: FAST kinase domains 1
Exons: 14
Coding region: 3077-5569 (830 amino acids)
Biological process (GO): mitochondrial RNA processing; regulation of mitochondrial mRNA stability
Cellular component (GO): ribonucleoprotein granule; mitochondrial matrix
Molecular function (GO): RNA binding
Source: RefSeq, a predicted model, not a curated record
GGAGGCGGCGUCUCGCAGGCGGGUUUCCCGUGGGUGGGCCCGCAGCAGCGCGGCGCGGAGGCAGCCCCGGCGCAAGGCAAGGGCGGGACAGGAGAGGACCGGAGGUAGGCCGCUGCUGGAAGCCCCGUGACAGGGAUUUUGUGCUGCCCACGGAAACUGAGGUGACUCUGGCAGACGGGGGAAAACCGCGCUAUACCGCACCUUAACACUGUGUUAUGUGAAAUCGUUAAUACCGUUUUUGCUUGGGGAGUGACGGGUGUCCACAUUUUCUCCUUUGUGGAAGACUUCCUGGCUCACUUGGGGUUUGUAAUACAGCCUUGAAAAUGCUUUUUGUGCCUCAACUGAUAGGAAAUUCAUUAAAAGAAUUUCUUAUCCUUUUAGUGUGUAUUUUGCAUGCUAAGCAGAACGCUUUAGAAAUAGUUCUUUAAGUAGAUACAAAUUACCUAUUUUUAAUCUAUGUAAGUUUCAAAACAUCAGUUUCCUAUUGAUUUUAUAAGAUAUUAUAAUUAAUUACAAUUAAAAAUUGCAUACAAGUUUGUGGUAAAUCAUUGGUAUCUGCUAAAUACCUUCCAGAAAGAGAAAUAUUUGGAAACUUCCAGCAGACUGUUGUAGAUAGAGAUCCUGGUUCCCGGUCAUUAGGACAGGGGGGUGCAAGGUCCUCUGCAUUAUGAGGGGGAAAGGAUGUGUUACCCAGGCUCACAAGGAAAUUAUAUGAGUCUGAAGUUUUUAUGUUCUCUUCAGGUAUCUACUUCAUCCCGUCUUCUGGCAUCUUAGCAUGCCAGUGCUGUGGGGAAUAAGUGUGAAUUGAUACUGUAAUUAUUUUUUCCAUCAGAUAGACAUAUGAAAAUAGAGGAACAGUAAGCAAGACAAAAAUAAACUAAUAAAAUACCUUUGCUUAAUAUCUGUAGUACAGCACAUGAAAUCUUAAAACCAAGUUUAAAUAUAUCAGUCUUCUCUUAAAGGUAUUUGUCUGAUGCUGUCUUAGUUCUCUAAAACAGGAUUAAGAAAAAAAAAAGCUGUUUAUUUGCAGCUAGGACUCCAGACAUGGGCAUACAAAAAGGUUAAAUAUUUGUGCUGGCUUUCAAGGUGUACUUUACUAUCACAUCAUUAGAGAGGAAAUGCUUUCUUUUUCCUCUUUAGGUAGUUUGUAUAGUUAAAUAAUUCUGGUAACUUUGUGUUGCAGCUUCUGCUUAGAAGCUGUUAGUGGAACAGUCAAACACGCUUUUGAUUAUUGUCACCGUAUCUGAUUUGCUCCAUCUACAUGCAUCUACAUGGCAAAAGGGAACAGAAAAAGUAUUUUUAAUUAACUGGAAAAUCUGUGGGUAAAAAAAAUGUGAAAUGGUCUGGUAAAUGUAGUUAAUUUAGUACUUGAGACUUGUGGAAUAUUACUACAUUGACAUUUAACUUAACCAACCUUUGAUCUGUAUUUUAGCUUGUUUAAUACACAUUAUACAAUUUUGUAAGAAGUCCCAGAUACUUCUAAAAGUGUAUGGCUGCAUACUAAGGGAAAAGCCAGAAAUACUUUUUAUGGAGAUUACAUGAAAUAAAUACUGUCACACAACUUUUCUCAGUGAUACAAUGGAAUAAAUUCUUUGUAGAGACAACUACCAUAUGGAAGAAAUUGAAGCAAUAAAAGCAAUCUCUGAAAAGGGACUACAAAGCAACUCAUUAUUAUCAAAGAUACUUAAUAUCUGGAAAAAUUGUCCUCCUAUUUUUGGAUAUUUUCAUUUUGCAUAAGGAAGAAAACAUUUCAUAUUAUAACAUCAUAAAUUAAAAUUACUUAAUUUUAGCUUUCCUUGUAUCUGCCCCAGUGUCAGCAACAGCAGUGCAGUACAACAUGUUAUAUGAUUUCUUAUUCUCUGAAGCUGAUUGGGCAGACAUCAAAAGAAAUCCAGCUAUCAUAGAAUGAUUUCAGUACUUUAUAUAGACUGCUUAAAUAACUUUUUUUUCUUUCUUAGUAGACCUAGUGUCUGCUGCUGCCGUCACCUUGAUAAUGUUACACUGAUGGAAUCAUGCCUACAGCUGAAGAGCAUUCAAGUUUGCUGACAGUAUGGCAUGUUGAUAAUUUUAGUUGUUAAUGAUUAUAUCUCCUAAAGCAAGACUUCUAGACUUACCCAUGAUCUCUGAGUUAAGGGAGUUUGAUAGGUCUUUUUUGAUGUACCAUGACAUUUACCACCAGUGGUCUGUGUUCCACAGCUUGGAACCAAUUUUAUAGGUUGUAAAAUAAAUACAUAGUUGUUAGCACUGUGUACAAAUUGGGGGAUAUGUUAAGAAAACAAAUCAAUACUUAGCAAAUUCAAUAGAUGGGGCUGUAGUUUCCACUAUAAUUUGGGAAAUUAGGUUGCCUUUCUUUUGUACAGUGGGUGAUUUCAGCUGAUGUGCUGUGACUGGUUGAUGUCCUGUAUUACAAAGGUGGUCAGCCUUCCUGACUAGAAGCCAUAUACCAAAGUUUUCAUGCAUUUGCAAGAUGCAGACCACAUACUAAAGAGAGGAGAGCUGAAAGAAAACUCUGGGAGACGCUUAUAGACAGGAUACGCUAGAUACCACUGUGGGAUGGGUGCACAUACAGCGCUGGAGGAGUCCAGUGAUGCCAGCUCAGUCUUGCUGUCUCACUUCCUUUUACCACCAAUAGUUGUACUGCAAAGCUCAGCUUUGCCUUCUCAGUAGUGGCAUGAUAGCACAUCUGCCUUUUAAAGGCAGUCUUCUAAAUCUGAAAACUGACCAAGUGGACUAACUUUUCUUAGUGCUUGUGGGCAUGUCAAUGUUCAUUGUUGGGAGCUUCUUUGAGAAUAAUCCAGGUUGUAAGAUCUUCUUAAGCUUACCUUAUUCAGAACAUUAAAAGGUACAGAUGUUGAUUUGUAGCUAGAUUUAUGACCGUACCUAAACACAUUAAUUCUGUCUCAUUACAGGUGCCUCAGAAUUGAAUUCUUAAUACAGUGACCAUACAGGAUGAAAGAAAAAUGAUCUUCUGUUUUUCAGUUACUUGAGUUUGUUCUUUGUAACAACAUGCUUUACUGUGAAAAGUGAAAGAGAAGACUUUCUGGACAUUUCAAAGAUAGCUGGUAGGCAUAGCAAAAUGCUAUGUUUGAGGCGGGUUUGCUUGUUUAUGCUGAGACAUUACCAAGCUCGGACUCUGAGUAGUGAUCUGCUUUUGAGCCAGAUAAAUAGCUGCACCCACGAAGAUGAAGUGUUCAGCCUUGUUGGAUGGAACAAAGCCAGGCUUUCUGAAAAACAUGUGGGAAUUGCAUUGAACCUGCUGUGGGAAUUGCAAAAGAAGAGACCUCUUCCCUUAAGAACUAGUGACUAUGUAAGAAAUCACUCCCAGUUUCUUACCCUUUGCAUUUUAGCAGAAAAAACAGUGGAACACAUGGAAGAUGAGGCAAUAGUGGACAUCCUAUAUAGUAUUCUGAGGCUCAAUGUUGAAGACCACGAUUCUCUAGCAGAAGUGCUUGUUACAGAAGCCUGGAAGAGAUUAGAAAGGCUUAGUUGGCCAGCUCUGUCUAAAUUUGCACUGUGUUUAUACAAGCAACACAGACGUUUCAGUCCCGUAAUUGGCAAAGUAGCUCAGAUUGUGGACAUGAAACUGGAUUCCAUACAGGAUAUAAGGAUCUUGUCGGUUUUGAUGAUCAGCAUAUAUGAUGUUAUCUCACAGAGUUUUCAAGAUCGAUUGCUACAGAAGGCUGGACAGCUCUUGGAAGAAAAGGAAGUCCACUUCAACUCUGCCAAAAGAAUACUACAAUUUCUUCAAAAUGUUAAACUGCGAUAUCAUCCAUUGCUAGAAAGGUGCAACAAGAUUUUCCUUAAAAAUACCUCCCGUCUUGAUGUACACAGUAUUAGUCAUAUUUUUGGACUCUAUGAGCAGCUGCGUUUUGACAGUGCUGAAUUCCGCUUGGUUGCUAAACAGCUGCUGUCUGAAGCUAUAGAUGAUUAUGAUGAUCCUGAAACCUUUGCAAAAUUAUUUUUUACUCUUGCACCUCUUGCAGGAUCCACAGUAAGAGAAAGAUUGCUAGUAACUGCAGUGCGCAUGGCAGAAGAAUUUAACUGUCACCAAGUAUUGGUAAUACUGAAGACGAUGCAGAAAAUGAAAUGCAGAGAUUCUCAUCUACUCAAAAAAAUGACUUCUGUUCUGCACAAACAUUUGGAUAGCUAUCAUGUAUUACAGUUGGUAAAGUUAACACAGUACUUGGUGGUGUUGCGUUGUCACAAUCUGGAGCUGUUUGCCAAACUAAAAAUGUUGCUAUUUGGGUUUUUAAAAUCUAGUGUUGUACCUGCUGAUACUGCUGCAAUAAUUCGUGUUCUGGCUAUGCUUCCUCCCUUUCAAGUGGAGGAAAUCAUCAUAAACAAAGCAGCAGCAGUUCUGCCUCAAUGCAGGCUCCAUCAUUUGAAUUGCAUUGCUACAGCUCUUGUCAAAUGGAAUCAUUGUGACCAGUUGCACUGGCAAAACAGUUCUGAGCUAUGUGUACAGCUUCUGCAAAAACUAAAUGACUGUGGAUUUCAGAGGCUUCAGAAAGCCAACAGCUUAAAUCUUCUGUUGGAAGAACUUACACAUGUGAAUGGAGAGUGGUUUGAAGAAGUCAUGAAUGAGGAAGCUAUGGCCAUGUGUCAACGCUUGAUAGACCAAAUAACGUGGGCAAAUGUAAUACAGCUGUCUUCUUUUCUCAUGAAAACAAACUACUGUUGUCCUUCAUUACUUGACAGAAUAGCUUCAGUGACUGUUGAAAAUAUAGACAAGAUCCACCCCUUUGAAAUUUAUUUUAUUCUCUUCCUUUUCUCUGCUCUGAAUUACAACCCUGCUGCCACUGAAGAGUUCUUUGAGAGUUGUAUCCAGCAUCUUACUUCUAACUUGAGUUGUUUUGAAACUCACCACUUGGUGCUGCUUGGUCAUGUUUUGGCAGUGGCUGGGUAUUUUCCUCCAGUUCUGAUAAUGAGGAUAUUUAAUGUUUUUUUCCUAAGCAAAUUGGAUGCUCAACUUGAAGUCCUGCCCGAUACCCUAAAGCAGAGGGUCCGCUUGCACCUCAUGAAAUUGAACAGAGCAGUCUGUCUGGAAUGUCCGGAGUUUCACAUCCCUUGGUUUCAUGAGCGCUACUGCCAACAUGUCAUUCAUAACAGCAGGCGCCAAAUAAAUCCACUGCGGCAGCAUGUUCACAGAAUGCUGACAGAGAUCUUAGGAGGGAGCCAUUAUGCAAGAACAUCUGUUCUCACCCCAUACUACUAUGAAAUAGAUAUUGAGUGUGUUCUGGAUGAAAAUAAAAAGCCUUUUUCCUGUAUGGCUCAGAAUAUACUUUUGGAUGAUGUGAAGCGAAUACACUUGAGACAUGAUAUCAAGGAUGAAGCGAAAAAGGCUCUGCCACCAGGAGCUCAGAGAAUUGCUUUGGAAUUUCUUGAUUCAAAAGCUUUUAGCAAACAUUCACGUCACCUGAAGGGAGAACCUGCUGUGAAAAAAAGGCAUCUGGAAAUGCUGGGGUACCACGUAGUUCAGAUUCCUCACUUUGAAUGGAAUUCUAUGGUUAUGUCAACAAAAGGUGAACAGCUAGAAUAUCUGAGAAAGCAUUUAUAUGGAAUACAGUAAUGUCAGACAUGCAAUCAAAAGUACUUUUUAUAUGCUUUAUGUACCAUUAAACUUCUUGUAAUCUUGCAAUACUUAGUUUCAGAAAUCUCUUUAUUUGUGAGUCAACUGGACCAAGGCUUGCCAUGGGGCAUCAGAUGUCAAGAGAUUUAAUCAUCAAUUUAUUAGGGAUUGCAAAAGGCAGGUCACAGUGGGCCAUGAAGAUGUGAUAAGGAUGCUUAAAAUCUCCCAUUAUCUGGAAGUCUUCUUUAAGUACAUGAGUCUGUGACAGUUUUGCCAUAAAAUUACAUUGUUGUCUCCUAAAUAAAUAGCACAGAAGCUUAGCCAGACAUAAAACUGUUCAAAUAAAAAGUUGGAAAUACUCUUGACUGUGAGAGAAGAGGCAGCAGAUCUACUGGAAACUAUGUCUGUUUUCCAGCAUGUGACAGAAUGAGCAAUAGGGAUCAAACAGUAUCUGUACUGUGAAAUCAAGAAACCAAAAUGCAGAUUUACUAAGAAUAGGACUGCUAUUACAGCCAUUCUGUUUCCAUCUUCCAGAACGGAGGCACUGUGGGUGACUCUGCUGGGGGAGGGUGCUGUGCCAUGAGGAACCUCCAGCUGCUUCUCCUACCCUGUCAUGUGGCAUGUGCAGAAGAAGUAAGGCUUGAGCCUUCUGGAACACUUUCACAUACUUAAAAGGUAGACUAGUUCUAGGGGUCUGGCAGCUACCCAGACACUUGAAACACCCGUACUCUGAUUAAAUGCAGCUUGGAAGGGAUACCUGAAAGAUUAUACAAGAUAAGGAGAAAACAAUACUUACGCCAGACAUAGGCACUUACUAUCGACUGGAUCACUAAUGAAAUUUACAGCAUUAUGCAUUUGACUGGCCCCUCCAAUAGAAAUAAACCAAAAUGAGACAAACUUGCCUGUUCUGUAAAUAAGGCCAUGUACAAAAGAGCAAAAUUAGGCUGAAAAUUGAAAUCUGGAAUCAAGAUCAAGAAAAGUCUUCAGAGAGCAACCACCACCUUGGUUACUGGUGGUGAAAAACGUUACUGGCUUAUUUAUCAUGUUUCAAAGCCAUCUGCCAGUUACCAGGCUUUCUGUGAUCAUGCUCAGCCAGGGUUUCUGUUGGGAGGCAUAAGAUACUGAGACGUAGAAGGAAAAAGUGGAAUAGCCAGGAGAAUGUUCAUUGUAGAGCAGUAACUAUAGAGUGCUCAAGUCUGCAAACCUGCCCAUUUUCAGAGGCAGCCAUGUUGUGACUACAGCUGCCAUUACCUCGUGACAACUGCCAGCUGUGCCCAUCUCCUUCACAUACACAGUGUGGAUGUUUUCUUGCCUUUUAGUAGAAGCAACGCACUUUCUUUUUACCGCUUCCUUUGAAACCUAGCAGAGGUAAGCAACUGCAUCUGAAUGGACUGUUGUGGACAUGGCUGUCACUUAUUUUUUUACUACUUAGUAGUAAAAGAAAAUACUUUUAUUGUCUGAAUACAAAUCAGGACACUAAUGAAAAGCCAAGAAAAAUCAACAGAACUGAUCUGAGCUGUAAGGUGCUUUCCUUCUGAGGCAGCGCUCCCUCACGUUUGUGGGAUAACUGAAAAAACUAGCUGAUUGUUAUCUGCUUCUGGUAUCAAAUGGACAAGGGCUCCAAGAUGUAGGAGACGAGUGCUUUGAGGAAAUGUUGAAGGCACAGCACAUAGAAAGGCUAUGCACAUUACAUUUUGUAUAAAAUGGAGAAGACAAUCAUAAAUACAGGUCUUGGAAGGUGAGCCAUAAGUCAGAGGCCUUCAAGGUGCAACCCUGAAGCAUAAGAAAGGGGGUAGUGGCUGCAGCUGAAGUGAUUAGUCAUGGGUGGUCAUGUGUUUGAGCUGAACCCUGCUUUUCAGGUAUCCAGCUGUCAGUGUGCCCAGGCAGGUAUUGUCAAGUUAUAUAUGGAUAAAGUUAUGGGUAUUGACUGGGAAGAGUAUUAAAACUUGCUAAGAGUGGAUUCUGAAAGGGCAUCU